This is a messenger RNA of Octopus bimaculoides (California two-spot octopus), 1104 nucleotides long. Its product is annotated as L-fucose dehydrogenase. Gene Ontology annotation, cellular component: cytosol. Gene Ontology annotation, molecular function: estradiol 17-beta-dehydrogenase [NAD(P)+] activity. NCBI's taxonomy places the organism in Eukaryota, Metazoa, Mollusca, Cephalopoda, Octopoda, Octopodidae. Gene Ontology annotation, biological process: steroid catabolic process. The record is from RefSeq and is a predicted model, not a curated record.
GUUCUUUUGUAUAUAUAUUUAUGAGGGAGACUUUUAUAACAGAACAUUGCAAUAACGGGUAGCAACUAGAAGUUACUGAAUUUGGUAUUUUAAGCGGUAUCUCUAGUCAUGUCUUCGUCUCUCCGAUAUAAGGACAAAGUUGUCAUUAUUACUGGUGGUGCCCGUGGAAUUGGAAAAGGAUGUGUUGAAACAUUCGUAAAGGAGGGUGCAAAAGUUGCCUUCUGUGACAUCCUUGAUGAUGUAGCUAAAGCUACAGAAGAAGAAAUGAACAAGAUGGGACCAGGAGAAGCAUAUUAUAUCAACUGUAAUUUAUGUGAUGAAGCACAAAUCAAAAACAUGAUUGCUAAGGUGGUUGAGAAGUACAGCACCAUUGACUGUUUAGUCAACAAUGCUGGCUACCAUCCUGGACAUUUUCCCAUUGACACUGUUACAGCUGAAGGCUUUACUAAUCUCAUGCAGUUAAAUGUUGUUGCUGUGUUCCUCACAUGCAAGUAUGCCCUUCCACACAUACGCCUUGCCAAAGGUAAUAUUAUUAAUAUUGCUAGUAUGGUGGCUCACAUUGGCCAGAAAGACUCUAUUCCUUAUACAGCAUCAAAAGGUGCUGUUUCAAGCAUGUCUAAGAGCAUGGCUAUCAGUGAAGCUAAACAUGGUGUUCGAGUGAAUACAAUUUCUCCUGGAAACAUAUUGACACCUUUGUGGUGGGAAGUAACGAACAAGAUGGAAGAUGGAGAAAAAUUUUUCCAAACUGCAUUAACUCAACAGGUUAUGGGUCAUAUGGGAACUCCUUCCGAUAUUGGUACAACAUGUCUUUAUCUAGCAGCUGAUGCUAAAUUUUGCACUGGCAUUGAUAUUAAUGUUUCUGGGGGAGUAGAUAUAUCUGUUGGCAGCAAGGUCGAUGUUACACCAUCUUAAGAUACUCAAAAUAAUGAUAAGGAAAAAGAUAAAUUGUGUUAAAUAAUUGAUAUUUUUCAACUUUGGGAUUUAUAUUUUCCUACAAUAACUUAAAUGCUUUUGUAUGUGCAUUUUUGAAAAUAUAUCAUAUUUGCUUGUAAUUUAAAGUGUUUUCAAGUCAAUAAAGACUUUAUUGCUUUUGUCUGUUGGAAA